Engraulis encrasicolus (European anchovy) is the source of this 1287-nucleotide messenger RNA. RefSeq names its product solute carrier family 35 member G2-like. The coding region runs from base 1 to 1287 and encodes 428 amino acids. The transcript is spliced from 3 exons. Gene Ontology annotation, cellular component: membrane. The record is from RefSeq and is a predicted model, not a curated record. NCBI's taxonomy places the organism in Eukaryota, Metazoa, Chordata, Actinopteri, Clupeiformes, Engraulidae.
AUGUUGCACGUGAACAACGCUAGUCUACAGUAUGGCGGCUCCAAGAAGCGCGUCAAGAUCCACCCCUCCAGCGUCACCGUCAAAUACGCCACCCACUUCCCUCAGCCGGGGGACGAGGGCUACGACGACGCGCCGUCCUUCGAGGACUUUGGCACCUUCCGGGACCAGACGCCCGGGGGACCUCGGAGCCUCGUCACCGACCGGCACGGCAGGACGUUCUUCGGCUCCAUGGACACCCAGCCGCGUUCGCCGGGCUUCUGUGGUGGCGGUGGUGGUGGUGGGGCAGGCGACCGCGACGGUGGCGUGGGCAGUCAGCUGGCCAGCUUCGGGGAGGCCAACGUGCUGGCGUCGCGCGUCACCUGGGGGGCGUUGUUUGGGGCGGCGGUGGCGCACGGAUGCGUGGCGCUCAUCACGAGGCUGGCGGCCGACAGAUCCAACGUGCCCUCGCUGGAACUCAUCUUCAUACGCUCCGUUAUACAGGUGCUGUCAGUGGUGGUAGUGAUGUACCGGCGCGAGGCGCCCUUCGGCCCCAAGGGCUACCGGCUGCGCCUCUUCUUCUACGCCGUCUGCAACGUGCUGUCCAUCACCUGCGCCUACACCUCCUUCGCCAUCGUACCGCCGAGCAACGGCACCAUCAUGUGGCGCGCCAGCACCACCGUCUUCAGCGCCGUGCUCGCCUUCCUGCUGCUGGAGGAGCGUCUGGGCUACACCGACCUGGUGACGGUGGUGGGCAGCGUCUUCGGCCUGUGCCUGGUCAUGGUGCCCAACAUCGCCGAGAAGGAGGCCUCCACGCCGCUGGGCUUCUGGAAGGAGGCCUUCGGCUACACCAUGACCGUCAUGGCGGGGCUGACGGCGGCCGGCGCCAUGAUCGUCUACCGCGCCAUCAAGGACCGCGUCAGCAUGUGGACGGCGCUCUUCACGUUCGGCUGGACGGGCACCGUGUGGGGCGCGUCCACCAUGUUCGUCAUGCAGGAGCCCAUCGUCCCGCUGGACGGCGAGACCUGGGCCUACCUGCUGGCCAUCACCUGCUGCUCCACCGCGGCCUUCCUGGGCGUGUACUACGCCCUCAACAAGUUCCACCCGGCGCUGGUCAGCACCGUGCAGCACCUGGAGAUCGUGGUGGCCAUGCUGCUGCAGCUGGCGGUGCUGCGCAUGGUGCCGUCGGCCUACGACGUGCUGGGCGCGCUCGUCAUCAUGGCCAGCGUGUUCACGCUCACAGGGUUCAAGCUGUACUGGGUGGGGCGCGCCAUACGGCAGGAUUACGAGGAGAUCCUGGAUUCGCCGUGA